AUAUAUCCACUGCUGACAAAUCACUUCAGGAGUAUAAUUUUCCAAACUUUAUGGACAUAUCUGGAAUUCAGAAUUUAAAUAACGAAAUUACAACAAAGCUUUUAGAAUUAAUAUUUUAUGGAAGAAUUCCUUCUAAUGUGUCUCUUGAAGAAGUUGCAGAAAAUAUCAGUAAACUUGGAGUGUGGUUAACGGAAAAGAAGUAUCCAAAAACGCCAGAAUGCAAGAAGAUCGACAGAAUUAUUUUUAUUGCUUCGGCUGCAAAGCCUGGCUUACCACUUGAGCUAAUGCAAGCUGUAUUAAAAGUUCUUCGGAGAAAAGGAGAUAUACCAGUCUUCGGUGUAUUAACAAAGAAAGAUCUAUGCCAAGAAGAAGAAGAAGAAUUAAAACAGAUUGAGAUGAACUUUAAAACAACCCUUGGAUUGUCUAAAUUAAACUAUUUAAAUUGCACAAACUACUGUGAUGAGAACAUUGACGAAAUUCAACAGAGGAUAAAGACACAUUACCCUGAAUUAGACAAACCUGUUCACAAGUUUCUGAUACAGGUUUUGGAUCCCGUAGUUCAGAGUAUUGAUUUUCAUACAAGUCCUGGAUCUUCAAAAGAAAGAGUUAUUGAAUUGGUGUACAAAAUGGUUGCCACAUUGAAAGGAAUUGACAAUAUGCAUAUGCUCUUCAUGAUUGCUGUUAUUUUGCUGAUUGCCAUUAUUCUUGCAUUAGUGUUUAUGCGACCUUAA
Saccostrea cuccullata (small rock oyster) is the source of this 731-nucleotide messenger RNA. RefSeq lists its product as uncharacterized. The record is from RefSeq and is a predicted model, not a curated record. Bases 51 to 731 code for a protein of 226 amino acids. NCBI's taxonomy places the organism in Eukaryota, Metazoa, Mollusca, Bivalvia, Ostreida, Ostreidae. The transcript is spliced from 4 exons.